CUCUGCCUGUACUGAAGGCUUGGCCGUGGUGUUUAGGGAUCGGGUAUUAUUAUAUUGUCAACAAGAUUUUUCUUCCACUCAGGUUCUUGUGAACGGCAAAGAGAACGGGGGGUCGUCACGGGUUGAUUAUUUGCUCGAGGGAGCAAAGCGAGAGGUGGUUUCUCUUUUUUCUCUUUCUAUAAUAUGACCACGAGGUAUAGAUCACAGUGCAAUAGUGGUGGCGACUGGAGGUAACUACAGUUUGGAGUUGUGGGGUUGUUGAUUUUUUUGUAAACCAGUUUGAAACAAGAAGUGCGAGUGUUGUGAUUUCUGAUGUGUUCAAAACUUGGAAUAUUAUGAGAUAAGAUGAGCCCCCCGCCACCCUGGACUCCGGCUACAAGGUACUUCUGACCCUUGGCAUUGUGGUGUCGGCCUUUUUGAUCGGCGCCGUGGUGGCCAAGCUGGUCAGUAACUGGUACAACAACCGCAAACAGGAGAAGGCCAAGAAGGCGCAGCUGGACCAACAUGCCAAAGACAUGGUCCGAGCCAGACUGGCCAUAAUGCAGUUCAAGAGGCAGCGCUUGCCCAAGGCGCCGUCCCAGGAAGAGCUGGCAAGGCGGAGGAACCUUGGGAUCUGGAGUUAUAACGGCGGGACGUCCAUCGGUCCUCUUCAACCAGGGAAAGCCUCACCCAGGAAGAAACAAAAACGUGGGAGCAAUCAAGCCAGCACCAAUGGGAACAACCGGGAGACAGGCGACAGUGAACCAAACACCAUGAGGAUCGAAGAGGCGACGGAGGAAGAAAGUACAACGGACCCAGAAAAGGGAGGUGAUCUAAGAAAAGAGCCUACCAAAAAUGCUGACGGAGAUAAAAGCAAAAAUACCGGCAGCCGCCGCCCCCCUCCUCUGACCCAGUUAGAGCUCGUGUCGGAGGUGAACAAAGCACCCGUCGUGAAAUUCGAGGAAAAGUCACAGGGAAAAAAAUUCUCAAUAGACAGCUCCCGCUCCACAAUGUCCUCCAAUCUUGAUGACGUCACUCUAAAAAAUUCUAAGUCUGAGCCGUCGUUGGACGACAAUGCCAAUUCUAUUGAUAUGUCUAGGCCGUCCAGCCAGGGUACAGAAUCUGUGUCUCCAACAAACAUGGAGCGAGAAUCGAAACGGCCGGGGUCAAGUCGGAAAUUGUUCACCCACGUGACUCCAAACGUGCACCUUUCUCGAAAUGACAGCUCGAGAUUCUCGAAAGACAGUAGUGAUUUAAACAGUGUGAAGAGUUUAGGUAAUGAGAAAGUAACUCGAAUUUCAACUGACAACCGCCCGAAAUCGAGCGCAACAAAGACUCUACAUGGGAAGACGGUCAAGUCAUCAAUAACUGGGUCCGUGACAGAAAGAAAUUCGAGGCAUUCAGCGCCAAAUCCGAAGUCAGUCAAACCAAUUACAGGUGUCAAAACAUAAAGACAAUUCAGUUUGUAUGUCAUAAAAACUGUGUCAAAGGAAAGGUCGCUCCUAAAAGUCCCCAGAUAAAAACCCAGCGACGACCAGGUAGAUAAAUUCAUCUAAAUCCUAUUUGUACGACAUAUUAUUAUUCACUCUGGGUUAGCCGCUCCUUUAGACAAAAGCAGAUUUUUGUUUUCGUUGAGAUGAAGAGCACUUGCUUUCAGAGGGCAGUAGAGUACGCUGUAGAGUGUAUCAGAGCGCAGAAGCUGCCUGCAUACAGUUAGGUCAUUAAGGAGAUGGGGCACUUAGCCUAAUCAUGGGAGAAAAUAAAAAAGAAGGAAAGAAAUACGAGAGAGCGACUAUUGACCAAAGACAGCAUCACGCAGGGUGUGCUAAGCACAAAAUAUCACGUUCAUGCGUACAAAGCAUUAUACUACCCCUAUGGAGGUACACAAGCCAUCACAGUAACUUCAAUAAAGGCUACAUCUUUCGAAGAUACAGUUUCAGCCCCUUAUGGCACACAUACAUCGGUGAUUCCACACACGUUCCUACCUGACACCAUCCAAGUAAAUUCCAUAAUCUGCCGAUUUCUUCGCCAGCAACAGGAACGAAGGGAAAUACGGCAAAGUCAAUAAUACUAUUCUUGAGACACAAUGUACAUCAUAACACGAUGUCUCGCAGGCAUCCGUGGAAAUCAGCCUCAUGUCCCCAAAAACAAGACUUGGACGCCCUACGGGUUUCCGAGGAGCUGAACCUCCUGUUGGUAAACAGUGAGUCUUAGUCUUCAAAAUCAAGGAAUUUUCGCCAUAUAAAACUAUUUAUAGAAAUAAUUUUUAACAAUGACCCUUUUUGGUUCAAUUUUAAUUAUCGAAUUUUGUUAUUUGUUUUUGUGCGUCGUUUUUCGGGGGUCCUUCUUUUUUUGUGAAAGACUGCUUUAAUGAUCACUUUGACAAUUUUUACUGGCGUGUGAUACCACCGAUAAGACUGACACAAAACAAUCUUCACUUGCACAUUUGACUCCCAAUACACGCCCCGAUUCUUCUACUUCUAGAGUCUACAUUCAUUGCCUAUACUUUCAACACUUGUGUCACUUUUCCAGGAUAAACGUGGACCUUCCUUAAGACAUUGAUUGAAGUGUAGUCAUCCACCAAAAUCCUAUCAACAUUCAUGAUUACUUUUGUCUGUUCAUGUAAAUGGCAAUCAUUGAUCUCUUUUAAUAGCUGCUCACCCCCAUCUCCUCCUCCCCCCCCCCCCCCCCCCUGGUCAAUAUUCACGCCUCACCUUUUUUUCUUAUUUCUGUAUCUAGACAAACGUAUCUUCAUGACAAUGCAUGUUUUCAAUGAUGGUUUGAUUGUAGUUUUUUGGUGCAUAUGUUUUCGUGCAAAAGAUAAUAAAUUUGUUGCUUCCAUUUCACAAA
Molecule: messenger RNA, 2829 nt
Organism: Aplysia californica (California sea hare)
Lineage: Eukaryota; Metazoa; Mollusca; Gastropoda; Aplysiida; Aplysiidae
Exons: 3
Coding region: 516-1430 (304 amino acids)
Source: RefSeq, a predicted model, not a curated record